ACGAGAUACGACAUAACCUCCGAAUAUCUCGGAGAGUGCACUCACGGAGUAAUAACAAAGUUAAGAUUUAAGAUUGGCGAUAUCUGCAAGAUUCUCAAGUGCAAUUUUAUAUGAGUUUCCCCAAGACCCAAGUGAAGCUUCUCAUGGCGAUAACUGCCCGAUCAGGCUAAACCUCCUUGUCGCCAUAGGCCACAUCCCUUGGGCCUGGGAAAAAUAUUGUCACCUCAGCUCCAGCUGAACUGCGUGCAGGGUCCUACACCCAACACAACGUACCUAAUCGUCAUUCGCUUCUCCCUACACCGAAAUAAUAAUAAUCAAAGAAUGGCCAUCAGGAACCCCUUUAGGUUCGGCCACGAUCUCUGGGAUCCUUCCAAUCGCUUCGAAACAUCCUGGCUCCUGAGCCCCUGGCUUCUCUUCGCUUUCCGUGCUGUCAUCAGCUUAUACGCUUUCGUUACGCGAUUCUUCAUCAUCGGUUGGGAAUGCACGCACGGCGAACUCGGCGGCUGUAGGGACGUCCGCAGGUCCUUCAGCUACUUCACCAUCUUGACGUACUGGGGCAUCGCUUUCUACUUUGCUGUCGCGGCUGUUCAUACCGCCACGUACGCUCUUCGAGGCCGAGCGUUGCUCGAUAAGCUCCCGCGACCGCUGCAGGCGCUUCACGCGCUGUUCUACUCGACCAUCGUCACGUAUCCGUUCCUCGUAACGAUAGUAUACUGGGUGGUUCUGUACGAAGGGCCUUGGUUUCCUGUCAAGUUCAACGCCUGGAGUAACAUCAGCCAGCACGGCUUGAACAGCCUGUUUGCGCUCUUCGAAAUCGUCAUUCCCCGAACGAACCCCCCUAAAUGGAUACACAUUGCGUGGCUGAUCCUCAUUCUUGCGCUGUACCUUGCCCUUGCGUACCUCACCCGCGCGACUCAAGGUUUCUACGUAUACAACUUCCUAGACUAUAGCGAGGUGGGCGGACGAGGCAUUGUUGCGGGAUACAUUCUCGGAAUUGCGGUCGGAAUCGUCAUCAUCUUUUGCAUUGUCUGGGGCGUCAUCUGGGUUCGACGGUGGCUGACGGAGACGAAGCUUGGUAUGGAUGGCAAGUUUGCACAGCAGCCUGCCGACACCAAUGACAUUGAGCUGGCUUCUUCUGGCAACAAAUACGCUAUCGGAAACCAUCCCGAAGCACAGGACAGGGUGUAUUAAGCUUGCCUAUCAUAAUUGUCGGGAACACGGAGUGUUGGAGAGCAACGUAGGGCGUCAUGUGUGGGCAUUUCUCAAUCAAGCAAAGCGAUCAUCAAGGAUACACUUAACCAGAACGCAAGAUAUUACAAAACGGUGUUAAUUAUUAAUAGUUAAUGGCAAUAAUGAAACCCUCACAAAAUACACAAGACACCUUUCCAAUUGUGCAUGAGCAGCUCCGG
Messenger RNA from Fusarium verticillioides 7600, 1409 nucleotides. RefSeq lists its product as hypothetical. The record is from RefSeq and is a predicted model, not a curated record. Lineage: Eukaryota; Fungi; Ascomycota; Sordariomycetes; Hypocreales; Nectriaceae. The transcript has a single exon. The coding region runs from base 322 to 1191 and encodes 289 amino acids. Gene Ontology annotation, cellular component: membrane.